This is a messenger RNA of Rhodamnia argentea, 826 nucleotides long. RefSeq lists its product as uncharacterized. The record is from RefSeq and is a predicted model, not a curated record. The transcript has 3 exons. The coding region runs from base 214 to 573 and encodes 119 amino acids. NCBI's taxonomy places the organism in Eukaryota, Viridiplantae, Streptophyta, Magnoliopsida, Myrtales, Myrtaceae.
CUCCCAACGCAUUCUCUCCCUCUCCAAUCUCCGACGUGCGUGUGUGGGUUCUUGAUUCUUCUGAACGCAACUUUUCCAACAGGUGGAAGUAAAAAGUCGGAUGCUAAACUCAUCCCUUAUCGUCAAAAUGGACGACUUUUAUUGGACAGACCUUCGAUCACGUCACAUUAUCAAUGUAUAAAUUCAGCUCAGCGGGGCUUACCGUGAAGUCCCAUGAAGAUGAUUCACGCGAUCAGAUCGGUGAGAAACCACCCAAUUCAACGCUCGUUCUCAUCAUCAUCACCUGUCGCUGCUCCUGUCCUCAGCAAGAGAGCUUGCAGCAUCAGAUUCAAAGGGGACGCUUCUCUGUCCAGCCAGCAGGAGAGCGCGCACGUCAUGGACAAGGCUGAGAACCCAGAGACCGGGGAUGUGAUGUAUCACUCGUUCGGACACGAGUACGCGACCAGAUGCGAGGACGAAGGAUUUGGUGUGGUCCAUUCGACUAAGCAAUCCGAAACGGAUGACACCCAUGAGAGUCAACCCGGGACAUGCGGAAGUAAUCAUUUGGCGCGUCCAUUGCAGGUUCAGACGUAGAGAAGAAGAAAGAAACUCCAGCGAAGGAAGAAGAAGUGCAGCACCGAACCAACAAGUAGCUGACAAGCCACAUAGCGUCCUGCUUGGUCAAAUGGCUGUGCCAUGGUCUAUGAAUGUACUAAUUUUCCUUCCAAAGCUGAAACUACAAAGAGGCUUCUAAAGGGUCUCGGCUAGUCGCGGUUCACGCAGAGUAUUUGUUAUUGUCGGAUGUGUAUCCGCAUCGAUGUAAUACAGACCGACCUUGGUUUUCUGU